UUGUAUAAUACUAUACAAAGCAACUAAAAUUUGAUAUAUCAUAUCCGUGUGAAAGGAAAUAAGGCAUUUUGAUUUUAUCGACAAAGGAAAUCUUCGAUUUUGAUGCUUUGAAAGUUGUUGUUGAUGGUGAUGGUGAAGCUCGUUCGAUUUUGGCUUCGUUUUCUUUACGAUUGAACGCACAACCAUACAACCAAAUUGAAUGAAAUAACAUUGAUCGAAAAAAAACUGCUAGAUCCAUAUUGAGAUUUUUUUUUACUGUGAAUCUUGUAUGUGUGUGUGUGUGUUAUGUGUCUGUUGUUUUUUUUCUGUUUUAAAUCUCUCAACGUAAUCAAAUAUGAUCAUGAUUUUUUCCCAUAUAAUUCGAUUGUUGUCAUUAUUAUGGCCAUCUAUCAUCAUAUUGGCUGAUCAAUCUUCAUUGCCCAGUUUGAAACAACCAAUUUGUAGAUGGACUACUAAACCAUACUUUGAUAAUGAUGAUAAUAAAACAAAAAUUUCCGAAUGGAAUCUAGUAUGGCAUGAUGAAUUUGAUUCGAAAAUAACAUUGGAUAACCAAUGGACAAUUGAACAUGAAGUGAGUACCUGUACUGGUAAUUGGUUACAACAAGAACAUUGUAAUACAAAUCGUCCAGAAAAUGUACAGAUUAUUGAUGGUUAUCUAAUGUUAGCUGCACGGCGUGAAUCAUAUUAUGAUCAUGAUUUUACGGCAGCAUCAAUGACAACGAAUCAAUAUUUUACACACGGUAGAUAUGAGAUUCGUGCAUCGAAUCCUAUUGGCAAUUUUCUUCGUACAUCUAUAUUCACUAGAAAUCAUGGAGAAUCAUAUUGGCAUGAAAAUGGACAGAUCGAUAUUUUUUCCUAUGUACAGGGAAAUAACAUCAUUCGUGGUAUACAUUAUGCUGAUUCUACUAAUUUCUAUGAACCUGUUGAUCAAUCAUUGGAUGCUGUUAACAUUACAAAUGCUAGUUCUAUGAAUGAUUUCCAUCUUUAUGGUGUCGAAUGGAAUAAUGGAAGCAUACGAUUCUUUUUCGAUGAUUAUUAUAGCCAUAAAAUUUGUUUUUGCAAUGAAAAAAAAUAUUUAAAACCAUUUCAUCAGCUACGAUUACAGAUUGGUGUUGGUGGAAUAUUUUUUCAUGUCAAGAAUUUAUCCGAAAAAAUUCAUUGGAAUUGUCCAACAUUAGUUGUCGAUUAUGUUCGAAUUUAUCAAUAUGUUGAUCAUAUGAAUAAUAAUGAUACACAGAUUCCCGAUUGUCAUUUUAAUACAUUGCUAGAAUCAACAACAAAAUAUGAUAUAGUUUUGAACAAAAUCUGUACAAUGACCAGACAAUUAGAUCAAACGGAUUCAUCACUUUCUGAUUAUCCUUCAUCAUUUAAAUUGACAAAUUUUCAAUUCGUAAUAAUAUUGAUUAGCAUAUUAAUCAUCCUAUUUGUUGCCGCAUUGAUCUAUCUAAUUGUUCAAAUGAAAAAAUUUGGUGCUAAAGUUGAACAUCAGAUUGAUUAUUAUAGUGUACCACCGCCAAGAAAUUCCUAUACAAUUCCUGAAGAUCGUGAUGAAAUCUAUGAAAUACCUGUCUAUGAUUAUGAUGCAUUAGAAACACAAUUGGAAAGAACCAUACAGAAUACCAUAACCAGUAAAAAUGAAUAUCUAGAGAUUAAACCAGCCACCACCGGACAAUCAGAUCCACCUGCAUAUGAAACAAUUAUUUCAGAAAAAUCAUUUACCAUUGAUCAUUACUAGAUGGCGGAACAUGAUGGUUGUCAACCUUGAAAAAACAACAAAAAAAAAAUGUUCAAAAUUAAAUUUCGAACUUUGAUUUUUUUUUCCACAAACACUCCGCACAGAUGCUUGGAUAUAUUGUCAUUGACAUUAAACUAAAUAAAAUAAAUGAAUGAUGAUGAAUUUAUCA
Molecule: messenger RNA, 1904 nt
Organism: Dermatophagoides farinae (American house dust mite)
Lineage: Eukaryota; Metazoa; Arthropoda; Arachnida; Sarcoptiformes; Pyroglyphidae
Product: beta-glucanase
Biological process (GO): carbohydrate metabolic process
Molecular function (GO): hydrolase activity, hydrolyzing O-glycosyl compounds
Source: RefSeq, a predicted model, not a curated record